Acanthaster planci (crown-of-thorns starfish) is the source of this 2677-nucleotide messenger RNA. RefSeq names its product betaine--homocysteine S-methyltransferase 1-like. The record is from RefSeq and is a predicted model, not a curated record. Gene Ontology annotation, molecular function: methyltransferase activity; zinc ion binding. NCBI's taxonomy places the organism in Eukaryota, Metazoa, Echinodermata, Asteroidea, Valvatida, Acanthasteridae.
AAAUGCACAGCAAAUUCAAUGAGUCCUCAAGUAACUGGACAUGCGCAGUGAAUGAAGGUCAUGCAUUUUCCGAGUCUCAUGCCGUGUCCGGAAUGGGCUUCCAGAUCGCUACGGCUAGGUCUAUUGUCUACGCGUCUCCACGCAUUUCCAAUGGAAUGAAGACCUAGACCUAACUCUAGACAAGAGAUUAAGAUGCAGUCUCAUAGAGUGUUUCCAGUGGCGGCUCUGUAACUAGCUGUUGUAUAGAAUGUCUGUCAAAGCAGGACUUUUAAAGCGAUUGAGCCAUGGAGGGCGAGUCAUCUGCGCUGAGGGAUACCUGUUUGUGUUUGAGCGUCGUGGGUACCUCAAGGCAGGUGCCUUUGUUCCAGAGGUUGUCCUAGAACACCCAGAGCUUGUCCGUCAGCAGUACCGGGAGUUUGUUCAUGCCGGGAGUGAUGUAGUCCUUGCCUUCACGUAUUACGCUCAUCGUGAGAAGCUGGCUUGUAUCGGCCGGGAAGGGGACCUUGAGCGGAUUAACCGACAGGCAUUACGUAUCGCCAGAGAAGUGGCCGACGAAACCGGUUCGCUCAUGGCAGGAAACAUCUGCAAUACCACGGUAUUCGACCAGGACGAUCCCGACUGCGUGUCAAAAAUUGACGCCAUGUUUAAAGAGCAAGUGGAGUGGGCGGUGCAGGAGGGCGCUGAUUACAUCGUGGGCGAGUCGUUCGGGAGUUUAGGGGAGGCUAUGAUUGCCCUGAAAGCAAUCAAGAAAUAUGGCCAAGGCCUCCCCGCCGUCAUCACUAUGUGCUUCUACCAAACUGUGGUUGACGGUAAAGUGUGCACCUUGGACGGCGUGGAGAUGUGCUCUGCUUUCCAGCAGUUGGAGGAAGCGGAAGCCGAUGUUCUGGGCCUCAAUUGUGCCCGAGGGCCUGAAACCACGGUACCUCUGCUGAAAGAGAUUAGGAAAGUACUGAAGGUUCCAGUAGCCGCCCUACCGGUCGUUUAUCGGACCACCGAGGCAGCCCCUAAUAUGCAAGCACUGAAGGAUCCAUUAACAGGUGCGAGACUCUUCCCGACCAACUUGGACUGCGCCGCCUGCUCUCGAGACGACAUAGUGGCCUUUGGUAACCAGUGUCUCCAGCUAGGCAUUCAGUAUGUCGGUCUGUGUUGCGGCAACGCCCCACACUACACGCGUACUCUCAGCGAGACCUUGGGUCGGCAGCCCUCAGCCUCCAAGUUCAGCCCUGACAUGACGCAGCAUUUUGUUUAUGGCGAUGCAGACAAGGUGCGCAAGUACAACCAGGUGCUGGUCAAGAGUGGUCUGGAGUGAAAAUAUUGACCAGUGUGUGGUGCUUUGGUACGGGAGGGCUUUUGACUGUGGUGAGAGGAAUAAGGAUUUGAAUAGUGCGAUCCAUGUGACAUUUAUGGAGAAUACUGUAAAACAUUUUUGUCACCAGGGCUUCCAAUCCGCGAUUCGGACUGGUGGAAUCAUUUUAUUAGUAACUGUAAGACAGAGGGACUUCUAUCUAACAUUUUCUUCUUUGGCGUCUGUCUGAGCAAUCAGGAAGGGCCUACACUUCUUUCGAUUCAUCCAAACAGUCAUGGUCAUACAAUUACUGGGACUUGGAAACUGGAAGGCAAGUUGUGCGUGGCCCCACAACAGUUUAUUUUGAUAUUCGGGGCAUCACGGAUUUUGCGGGAAAGUAAUUUUAACAGUAUUUCUUACUAAUGCAUCCAGGUUUUCGUAUUAGUGUUUAACAAACUGAAGUGCAAACAGUGUACAUGCACAUGUAUUUAGAAUUAUCCAAACGACUUCAUUAUAUGACUGCCACUGUAUAUAUUGUAGUCACGUCCAAUUUGUUGUUUUAACCUGCCAGCAGUUUAAGUAGGACAUUACAUCACUAUAAUAUUAAGCCUAUAUCCAUCAUCAAAUUGAUGUUGUGAUGAAUCAUUUGCUGGUCUGUUGUCAGAAGAAGACUGCAGAGGGAACGUCAGAUAAAAGGAGCCUUUGUUUCAAUAGCAAUAUCGAUAUGGAAGUCUUCUAGAAAAAAUAACAAUAUCCAUAACAUACCUCUUGCUGGUUCGUUAUCCUGAUUGGUUAAAUGUGCACCAAGACAUUACGCGCUCUAAUUCCAGUGUCUACGGUCAGACCGAGGUAUUCAAAAGUAUUGACGAAAACAGUGACCAACACACUCAAAAACUGAAUCUAAGGAAACUAAACCCAUUCCUUUCAUGAUUGGAUUACUUGUUGAGUUACUGGUCGAUUUUAUGGUUGAAUAUGAAGAACUCUUAACAGUUUCUGUUCUUAUUUUACUUUUUAGACAGAGAUGUGUUAUGAAACUCAUAUUGACUGGCAUAAUCAGGUCAGUAGUGCACGUCCAUCCCCGGGGGCUGUGAGUGGCCAAAAGAGUGUUCUGUUUUCCUUGGCCUCGGAAGAUAGAGCCGUCUUCUGAUUACUGACUGUCCCUUUGGGUGCAAAAACGUUUACUAGCCCUAACCCCCCCAUGGGCGCAGAUCCAGGGGCUGGUUGGAGAUAUAGAGCCACCACAUUUUGACGUAAGCAAAAAAUCAAAGGGGAUUGUGACAAAUUUUUCAGACAUCCGACCACUAAAAUGCAUUCAUUAUCACUCAAAAUGAGAAAAUAAAGUCAUAAAUAUGCCAGUGUGAAUGCAUAAUACGUUCAGAUGUACAUCAAUAU